CAUUUGGCAACGUGUUUGAGUGUUUUUAUCCUAUUAUAAAAAGGAGAUAAUUUAUAAUCGUGAAACAUCAUGACAUCUCCACCUAUUAAAUAUACGACCAACAGAGCCAUUGAUCAUUUCAAUGUUGCAGCUACACUCAUGAAAAUCAUCGGCUACGUCGACUGCAUUGAAGGCCUGAGAGAGUUGCCAAAGUCUCCAUCUAAGUGGAUUUACAAGUGCAUUUUAAAUAACAAUGAUGGCAGAAGGGUUCGCAUACUUUGCUCGGGGGAUGAUGCUCUCAAAUACAAGGAUGAGAUCAAGAUGUAUCAGAUAAUAAAAAUCACUGGAGGGAUUAUUAAAGCGGCCAAUCCACAGUAUCGGCGAUCAACGGACACUGUGAGCGACAAAGAAUUUCAAUUUGCACGUAGGAGCACUUUCGACAUCUUUGGCACAUUUAACAUUACGAAUGGAGCUGACAAUGGAAGGUCGAAGGUCAUCUCAUAUAAAAAAUUGAGAUGGAGAAAGUUUGUGCUGCUCGCGGGCCAGUCCAGAUCACUGGAUGGCUCAAAGAGCCAUUCAGAAGCAUUACCAUGUCCUGACUGAGGAUGUAGCCCUCAAUGAAGAUGAGUUGGAUGAUGCUGUCGAAGCACCUCCUCUCAUUCUCAAACGAGGGGCAGCUGAAUCUGCAUCUGGAGAGGCGAUGGACGUCGCGAAUAAGAAACUGAAAGCUGAAUAGCUUUAAUGACGGGCUAUUUACUCUGGAAGUUCAAUUGCAAAAUUGAAAAUUUUUUCUAUAACAAGUUCUAAACUGUUAUUUUUUCACACAAAAAUUGAGUUCUAUAACAAGUUUAACACUGUUAUUUUUUUACGCAAAAAUUGAAUUCUAUAACAAGUUUAAUACUGUUAUUUUUUUACACAAAAAUGAAACAUUGACAAGCUUGAGCUCUUUAAGAAUCUGAUUUUUUACUUUUAAAGACUGCCAACUUCAUAGCAGUAACGUUAAUACUCAUUUAGCUUUAACAACCAAAACAGAUGGAAUUAUAAUAAUCUAUUCAUGAACAUUAGUAUUUAUUCAGAAUUUAUUUCAAUAUAUGGCCCUGUUUUUGAAGAAAAAGUAUUACUAAACAUUUGUAUUUUUUAUAUAUAACAGAGAAAACUGAAGACUAAUUAAUUUUAUGAUUAAAGUAGAUAAAGCUCUCCGGAAUCACAGAUAAGUGAUACAAAGGAUGUAUUCAUGUUAAUGUUUGUUCAUAGUUCUUAACAUAUGUUGUAAUGUCAAUUAUAAUUGUUGGAACAUUAUUUUUGUUUUCAUUUCAAAAUCCGUCCCACUCCUGUAAAUGUUUAUUGAACGCAAGUGGCAUAGGUUUGGAGUUAAUGGUUUCAUUAAUAAAAAUUUAAAACGCGAUUUUUUUGCAGACAUUCAGUUUGAACCUUCCCUACGGUUGUAAGUCGCAGGUAUACACCUUAGUGCGGCAACAAUGUCUCCUGCACUACUACUCACGAAAAAAAAUUCGCAAGCAGCGAUGUUCUUGGUUAUGUGAAGGGAAUAAAUAAUCUCAAUCGCAUAAUUUGAUGUUCACAAAUAAUUAGAAAAUCUUUAAUUAUUAGAUUAGAUUAUUAUGAGACUAAGAACGCCCUCUUCCUGACUUGACUGAUUGCUGUCGCUAUUAUAGCUAAAUCUCGAAUUUGCGGAAAUGUUCUCGAUUCUGUAUACCGUAUGCUGCCUCGCACUGUAUAGUAUAUGCAAUCUUAGAGCAAUCGAAAUAUAUUAAGAUUUUCCCAAUUGUCUUUUUCCAUGAGU
Molecule: messenger RNA, 1780 nt
Organism: Diachasmimorpha longicaudata
Lineage: Eukaryota; Metazoa; Arthropoda; Insecta; Hymenoptera; Braconidae
Exons: 5
Coding region: 70-582 (170 amino acids)
Source: RefSeq, a predicted model, not a curated record